Molecule: messenger RNA, 957 nt
Organism: Fusarium graminearum PH-1
Lineage: Eukaryota; Fungi; Ascomycota; Sordariomycetes; Hypocreales; Nectriaceae
Exons: 2
Coding region: 1-957 (318 amino acids)
Biological process (GO): lipid storage
Cellular component (GO): lipid droplet
Molecular function (GO): lipase activity
Source: RefSeq, a predicted model, not a curated record
AUGGCCCCUCAAAUAUGGCUACCCUCCGAACGCCCCAAAGCAGUCGGGCAAAAGGCCCUCAUUUACUACAUAUGUGGCAACCCGGGUCUUAUCGAGUACUACACCGACUUCCUCAGUAACCUACGUGGCCUGCUAGAUAAGAUGGAGAAGAACACUGCGUACGACAUAUAUGGUACCAAUUUGCUCGGAUUCAGUGACGAUGACCAUGAGCCGUUCAAUUCGAAUAACAAACCUUGGGGUCUUGAUGGACAGGUCGAGGGCAUGUACGACAAGGUCGCGGCAAAGGGAGAGGGUUACGACUUUGUGAUACUCAUGGGCCAUUCUGUUGGGUCAUUCAUCGCGGUUGAGAUUUUCCAUCGACACAUGAACAACCCAGAAAGAGCGCCGCAUCUCAAGUUACGACAUGGGUUCCUGCUGUUCCCCACGCUGACGCACCUCGCUCGUUCGUCCAACGGCGUGCAGUUCGUGUUGCUACGUCGCAUCAUUCCCUUUCUCGACACUGUCGCAUCGCUUCUCGCGCGUCUACUCCUCGGUUUACUAAGUGUAGCCAGCGUUACGUGGAUUGUGCAACGCCUUCUGGGCUUUACACACGCAAGCGCAGAUGUCACGGCGCGGUGGCUGAAGAGCAGAGAUGGUGUGUUGCAAGCAGUUCAUCUGGGGCUGACAGAGCUGGAGAUGAUCUGCGAGGAGAAUUGGAGUGAUGAGCUUUGGGCUACGGCUGGAGAAGAGAAUGGCGUGCCAAGAUUCUUUUUGUUUUAUGCAAAGAAAGAUCAUUGGGUUCAUGAUGCAGAGAGGAAAGGCAUUACGGAGAGAAGAGGGCAUAUGGCAAGGAUCGCGGUUGAUGAGGGGGAUAUCCCACAUGCAUUCUGCACGAGACAAGGUUCAGAUGCAAGUUUGGAGGUUGCGAGGAAAGUAUGCGAGUGGGUUAAGGAAAUCGACGGACACGAAAGCGAAUGA